Molecule: messenger RNA, 1035 nt
Organism: Camelina sativa (false flax)
Lineage: Eukaryota; Viridiplantae; Streptophyta; Magnoliopsida; Brassicales; Brassicaceae
Product: NEP1-interacting protein-like 1
Source: RefSeq, a predicted model, not a curated record
UAUAAAUUCCUGUUUUUGUCAAACUACAUGUACAACACUCUCUAAUUCAACUCUCACCUCAUAAAAACACUAAUACAAAAUAUCCCAUAAAUAUCAAAAUCAAUAAGAAUUCCAUAGUUUCUCCUUGGGCAUUGCUAAGAUGAUUCUUUUGAAAUUCACAUACGGUGUUUCUUUUUGGAUUCUUGGCGUGAUCUUCAUAUUGUCAAGAACGAUAAAGCGAGUUUUGUUAGGUUCAUUCAUCUUCAUUCUUGCUUCGGCUAGUGUUGUGGUAGCCUCCAUUGUAGGAGCCAUUGAAGGUCACACCACUGACAUUGGAUUUCUUAAAGGUGGUUUGCUAGGAGUCCUGGCUGGAGUUAUCACCGCCGUCCAACUCUUUGGACCGCUGCUACAUAGUGAUCAACCUUUGGCUAAGGUGGCUUUGCUGAGGAGGGUAGUGAAUGGGAAAGCCAUCAUGGGUUUAGUUAGACCGUUUGUUCUCAAAGCAUAUCAAUCGCAAAUAAUAGCAUUUGACACAAGUUACAUGGGAAGUUCGGACUUCUACGAUUUCGAUCAAGAAAGAAAGGGGCUAUCAAAGAGCUCCAUUCAGAACAUCCCGAUGUUCUACAACCAUUCAAAUCAUCAAACAAAAUCAAGUUGUCCAAUUUGCUUACAGGAUUGGGAAGAAGGGGAAGUAGGAAGAAAGCUAGACCAAUGUGGCCACACAUUCCAUAUGAUUUGCAUAGAUAAGUGGUUGCUUAAGCAAGAGACUUGCCCCAUUUGUAGAGACCAUCUUUCAUAACACAUUUCUCUACCAUAGUCCAUGUCCAUUUUCUUUUUAUAACCAAACAUGUAACUUUUUCCUUUCGUAAGCUUUUACUAUGGGAGAAAAUGUAAAAAAAAAAAAAGUGAAUAAUAAAAUUACAUGUUGUACUUGUAGAUAAAAAAAAAACUUCAUAAAGCCAUGGACCGAUCGACCUCUCGUGACCCAAUGUGUCCAAAAACUCAAUGUACCUAACUAAGGGUAAAGUCGGAAAAUACAAAAAACGUUUCGAAGAG